Schizosaccharomyces octosporus yFS286 is the source of this 822-nucleotide messenger RNA. Its product is annotated as hsp16-like protein. The record is from RefSeq and is a predicted model, not a curated record. Gene Ontology annotation, biological process: response to salt stress; response to hydrogen peroxide; response to heat. The coding region runs from base 141 to 572 and encodes 143 amino acids. Lineage: Eukaryota; Fungi; Ascomycota; Schizosaccharomycetes; Schizosaccharomycetales; Schizosaccharomycetaceae. The transcript has a single exon.
UGCUAGGCCGUUUAGUUGCUCGUGAUGAGUAGGUAUAAAUUCGAAGCAUGUAAAAGUCAAUCGACAACAUCGACAAACAGUACUAAGAUAUUUAACUGCUAUCUGAAAUUUACAACUGUUAUUGCUAAUCGCUAUUAACAAUGUCUCUCCAACCCUUCUUUGAAUUGCACCCCUUCCAAGACGUCUUUUCUGACUUUUUGAGUUAUUCUCCUCGUGUCCAACGCCAGAACCGUGUUGGUGAUUUGUCACCGGCCAUUGAUGUUCAUGAAGGCAAAGAUACCGUCGAGGUGGAUGUAGAACUUCCUGGUGUCAAAAAGCAAGACGUACAGGUUCAUUACGAUGAAGGAAAAUUGACGAUUUCUGGUGAAUCUGUAAACGAACGCAAGAGCGAAAGCGACAAAGGAAACCAAAGAUGGUCGGAACGUCGCUUUGGUUCCUUCUCUCGAACAAUCACCAUUCCAAACAGGGUGGACGCCGACCGCAUUGAAGCUCAAUUUAACCACGGUAUUCUAAGCAUUGUCUUGCCAAAGAUUGAAGAAUCUCGCUCGAGAAAGCAAAUUGCCAUUCACUGAUUCUAAUUCAGCAGAGACAGACUAUGAAGUGAAUCGGAAACUUUUAACGCACAAUAAUUUCGAAUGACGAGACGAGUUUACGAACACACGGUUCCACUAAUUUAGAAGUGACAUUGUCUAUAUUUACGAAAAGUAAUUUAUGAAUUAAUACAAAAACUUACUAAUUUUUUUUUUUAUUAAUGAAAUAAAACUAAUUGAAAUACCACGAGUUGGAAAUUGAUUGCUGUACCUAUGUAAAAAGAAUCUACAA